Molecule: messenger RNA, 1452 nt
Organism: Paramecium octaurelia
Lineage: Eukaryota; Ciliophora; Oligohymenophorea; Peniculida; Parameciidae
Source: the annotation of a GenBank genome assembly
UAAUGAUGUCUCUAGAUAUUUAAAAUGACUACUUAGAAUUUGCUUCAGUUUUGGAUGACAAAUACUAUAUAAUUGAUACAAUUGGAUUUGGAAGAUAUGCAAAGUAAAGUGAAUUGAAUAACAAUCUAGAGUUAAAUUGGCUAUUGAUAUGGAGGAUAAACAAAAGUAUGCAAUCAAAAUCAUGAAAACUGACCCAACAACAAGUUAGUGCAGAUCAGAUACAUUUAUAAAUGAAAUUUCAACACAAGCUGAAUUUGAUCAUAAACACAUAAUUAGAAUCAUUUAUGUAUAUAUUCUAUAUCCAACCAACAUAGUGUAAGAUGAAUGGAAAUUAUAAAAAGAUUGAUGGAAGAGUUCAACAGGUUUCUUAUUUUGUAAUGGAAUUAGCCAAUCAAGGAGAGUUGUUCUAAUUAUUAGAGCAAACUUAGCAAUUUUCUGAAAAAUUUGCAAGGAAUAUUUUUUCAUAACUAAUAAAAGGUAAACUGCUUCCUUUAUUGCUAGCAUAGGAAUUGAGCAUCUGCAUGAACGCGGUGUUGUUCAUAGAGACGUCAAAGCUGAAAAUAUACUAUUUAGUAAUGGUGUACUUAAGUUGGCAGAUUUCGGAUUCAGUACCAAGACAAUCGACGAGAAAGGAUCCAGAGUCCAAUUUGAAAUAUCUCAGCACAUUGGCUCUCCUGAGUACAAUCCUCCAGAAUUAUAUAAUAUAGGUAAUGAUUUAGGCUUAUUAUAAUUUAGGGAAAUAAAAAUUUUACAAUCCAGAGCAGGCUGACAUCUUUGCCGCUGGAGUCAUCUUGUUUACAAUGGUUAUCAGAUCGGCUCCUUUCAAAACUUCGAAAUCAACUGAUCCCUACUAUUCCUUAUUGAAAAAUAAUAAGCAAUCCUUUUGGAAGAUAUUUAGUGAGAUUGCAGACUCAUCUGCUUAAUUUAAAGAUCUGAUUGAAAAGAUGUUGGAUGAAAACCCAUUAAAAAGAAUAACCAUUGAAUAAAUGAAAUAGCAUCCCUGGAUGUAAGGUAAUGAUACAUCUAUAAUUCAAAGGAUAAAUGCUUGGUUAAACAGAAUUCCAAAAAGAAUUGAAGAACAGAUAUGACAUGAUAUUGAGUUAGUAAAUAGUAAAAAUAACAAAUAAGAGAGACACAAAAUUUUCAACUAGAAAAUCAAUUAAAAAGGUUGAAACAGAUAACAUUAGUAAAAGUGUCUCUAAAUACUGUUAUGAAAAUCUUGAAUUGAUUGAGUAGGUAAAUAUAUUAGUUUAUAUAUUUAGAUAAAUGCAAAAUUGUAAAUCAAGCAACAUUCUCCGAAAGAAUAAUUUAAAUAAUAAUCAAAUAAGAGUGAAAAGUUAAAAGUAGGAAUCUAACAGAAACAAUAAAAUUAAUACAUCUCUAGAACAAAUUAAGAAUCCAAAAGAUCGAGUCCUGGAUCCCCUUCGAACGAUUCUGACAAUUGAUACAAAC